UAGUCCGCUUUCCCAUUUCUUUGUAAGAAAAACCCAAAUUCUUGUACUACUAAAAAUCAACAAUACUUCCUUCUUUUUCUUCAAUUUUUCUUCUCCAAAAUCAUGGAAAAUCUUCAACAAUCCGAAGAACCAAUAUACUGCGCUAAUGGCUGCGAAUUUUUCGCAACAGCAGCAACUAUGAAUUUGUGUUCGAAAUGUUACGGAGAUCUCCAACUUAGAGAAAUUCAGGUUAAAUCGGCUGUAGCUGCUAUCGGAAGGUCGAUGAGUACGACUUCGCCGCAAAAGCUAGAAUUAGUGAAUCAAAAAUCUGAGCAAAAAUCUGCUGAGAUCUCAGCAGUUUCAGAGGUCGCGUGUGGGAAGAAGGCGGCCAAUAAAUGUGGAUGUUGUCAUAAAAGAGUUGGAAUUGUUUCGUUUAAGUGUAGAUGUGGAAUCACUUUUUGUGGAUCUCAUAGAUAUCCUGAAACACAUAAUUGUAGCUUUGACUAUAAAUCUCCUGGUAGAGACGCCAUAGCUAAAGCUAAUCCUGUUGUUGUAGCUGAUAAGUUGAAUAGAUGUUAAUUGAAAUAUGUAUUCAGAAAUUUCUGACUUCAAGUUUGUAUUAUAAAACUAUUUUCAAUUAUGAAACUGUUUUUUGAAGUAUUAUAAAUUUUUAAACUAAAUUCCUAUUA
Amaranthus tricolor (Joseph's coat) is the source of this 668-nucleotide messenger RNA. Its product is annotated as zinc finger A20 and AN1 domain-containing stress-associated protein 1-like. The record is from RefSeq and is a predicted model, not a curated record. The transcript has a single exon. NCBI's taxonomy places the organism in Eukaryota, Viridiplantae, Streptophyta, Magnoliopsida, Caryophyllales, Amaranthaceae. Gene Ontology annotation, molecular function: DNA binding; zinc ion binding. The coding region runs from base 103 to 558 and encodes 151 amino acids.